Molecule: messenger RNA, 2579 nt
Organism: Pocillopora damicornis (cauliflower coral)
Lineage: Eukaryota; Metazoa; Cnidaria; Anthozoa; Scleractinia; Pocilloporidae
Product: heterogeneous nuclear ribonucleoprotein F
Molecular function (GO): RNA binding
Source: RefSeq, a predicted model, not a curated record
UCAUACCACGUGGUUUUGUGACGGUCGUUUGGACGCCAUUUGUUGGAAGAACCUUUCAUUGCAUUACUUUGACAGAUAUCCAACAUUUAUAAUGACAAGCCUUGACUCCCAAACCUCCGAGGGAGAUUCAGAUAACAUGAACCCUGAACCAAGAGAACAAUUUAUUGUCCGUGCCCGUGGGUUGCCUUGGUCAGCAACUGCAGAUGAUGUUGCAACCUUUUUUUCAGGGUGUAACAUUAGAGAUGGCCCAAAGAAUGGCAUUCACUUCACUUACAGUUCUGAUGGACGUCCAAGUGGUGAAUGUUUUGUAGAGCUUGUAUCUCUUGAAGAUAUGGAAAAAGCUUUGAGCAAGCGUAACAACUUUAUCGGCAAGAGGUAUGUUGAAGUGUUUGAGUGUAAGAAUGGUGAAAUGGAGUUCACCUGCAAGAGAAUGGGACAACCACCUGAUCAAGGACAUGAAACUGUUUUGCGACUUAGAGGACUGCCAUAUAACUGUUCUAAAGAGGAGAUUGCCCACUUCUUUUCAGGGCUGGAGAUAGUUCCCAAUGGGAUAACAAUCACUCUUGACGAGGACGGGAAGACCACGGGGGAUGCUUUUGUGGAAUUUGCUUCUCCUGAUAUAGCUCAGCAGGCUCUGAAAAAAAACAAAGAAACAAUAGGGCACAGAUACAUUGAGAUAUUUAAGAGCAAAAAAACAGAUAUCAAAUACGUUUCUGCCCCAAAACUUAAACCUUUGAUGUCAACCAGACCUGGACCCUAUGACCGAUCCGGAGGUUUUGGUGGAGGAAGAGGACGGUUUGGUGGAGGUGGAAAUGAAAGAAGAUACAGGGGAAGAGGUAACCUUGGAGGUCCAGUCUUUGGUGGCGGCUAUGGUGGUGACUUUAAUGGAUAUGGAGGUGGACGUGGGGGAGGUGGUCGAAGUGGCCGUGGUGGCAGAGGAUCAUCUGGCAGAGGUGGAUUUCGUCAUGGAAGGGGUGGUGGAGGAGGUGGUAACUUUGGAAUGAUGUCAAGCACUGGUCACACUGUUCACAUGCGAGGACUACCAUAUGCUGCCAAGGAGAGUGAUGUUAAACAAUUCUUCAUGCCUCUUAACCCUGUCAGUGUAUGGAUGGAAUAUGAUAAUGGUUCUUUCAAUGGGCAAGUGGAUGUGGACUUUGCAACACAUGAGGAUGCACAAGCAGCUAUGCUAAAAAACAAAUCAUCAAUGGGUCAUCGUUACAUAGAACUGUUCUUGCGAUCCAAUCCUGAGAGUGGAAAUAGCCAGGGGUGGGGUGGCUCAGGAGGAGGACACAACUUUAGUGGUGGACAUGGUGGUGGAGGUGGUAACUUCAGAGGAGAUAACUUUGGAGGAGGGAAUUUCAGUGGUGGUGGGGGAAACUUCAAUGAUGGUGGCAACUUUAACAACUUUGGUGGUGGUGGAGGUGGUGGAAAUAAUUUUAACAACCAAGGUAAUAUGGGAGGAUUUGGUGGCCAAGGAAACCAGAACACUGGCUUCAACAACCAGCAGCAGCAACAGCAAGGUGGCUUUGGUAACCAGAUGCAAGGUGGUGGUGGUGGGAAUUUUGGAAACCAAGGCAACACCUUCGGUAACACUGCUUCAGCUGGGUUUGGUUCCGCCCCUAGUGGUGGAAACUUCACCUCACAGUCUAACUAUGGGCAGAGUACUAACUAUGGUGCUUCAGGUUACGGAGGGCAGAUGUCAUCAGCUAUGAACACAGGGAUGAACACAGCAAUGAACACUGGCAUGAACACAGGGAUGAAUACAGCCAUGAACUCAGCAAUGAACACGGCCAGUUAUGCAACUCAGGCAGCCUUUAGCAAUCCUGCUCAACAGAACACUCCUUUUAAUCAGCAACAGCAGCAGCAGCAGCAACAGCAACAACAGCAGACAGCAUAUACAGACAGCUCAGCAUAUGGGGCAUCAGCUGGAGGAUCAUUCUUUGGUGGCAUGCAGACACAAAUUAAGCAGGAGCCCCAAGCCACAGCCAACCCAGGCAUGGUGUCUUAUCCUGGAUAUCAGUGAUCUGUUUUACCUGCUAUGACAUACAAAGGACAAGUGUUUAUGUAACCCUUUUAUCAUCUGCUCCAGAGGAACAAUUUUAAGGAGGCAGCAUAGGGCAUGUGUUAGAUACCUGUGUAUUAUAUAACAAGUAACAAAACAAGAUUAAGUUGCUGUUGCUUUUAGUUGUUAUUCACUGAUUUUCGUAUCAUGAACAUUGUCUGGUUAUUUACUUCACUUAAUGUUCAGCUCUACAAAGUAGCUGGCAGAAUGUUUUGUUUAAGGCACUUUUUGUUUUCCUUUUGAUCCAAAAUGUGGCUUCUAAAGCACAUUUGUUUUAUAUAAACAUGUUUGUACUGAUUUUAGUCACUUCAUUUAAAUCUUUGUUGUGCGUUUAGUUAGCUAUCAACUGAAAGCAACGAGAAAAGGGAAUGAACUUUGUAUAAGUUUAUCGACACAAUUAAGAUAUUUAACAGGUUUUCAAGAAAAGUAAUGUUAAUAUGGCGAUGUGACCUUUUUUUUUAGCUUUCUGGGACCCAUAUGGGUUUCGUAAUAAAUUGAUUGGUUUACAGCACUGCUA